Alligator sinensis (Chinese alligator) is the source of this 1952-nucleotide messenger RNA. RefSeq names its product WD repeat domain, phosphoinositide interacting 1 (gene WIPI1). NCBI's taxonomy places the organism in Eukaryota, Metazoa, Chordata, Crocodylia, Alligatoridae. Gene Ontology annotation, molecular function: protein binding; phosphatidylinositol-3-phosphate binding; phosphatidylinositol-3,5-bisphosphate binding. The record is from RefSeq and is a predicted model, not a curated record. Gene Ontology annotation, biological process: protein localization to phagophore assembly site; nucleophagy; protein lipidation. The transcript has 13 exons. Bases 210 to 1451 code for a protein of 413 amino acids. Gene Ontology annotation, cellular component: phagophore assembly site membrane; cytosol; extrinsic component of membrane.
GGCCCGAGGCGCUGCGCUGCUUCUCCUACAACCAGGACUGCACCUCCCUGGCGAUCGGCACCGACACCGGCUACCGGCUUUUCUCCCUGAACUCCGUGGAGCAGCUGGACCAGGUCCACGAGAGCAAUGAAACCCCAGAUGUUUACAUCGUGGAGCGCCUCUUCUCCAGCAGCCUGGUGGUGGUGGUUAGUCAAGCCAAGCCGCAGCAAAUGAAUGUCUAUCACUUCAAGAAAGGGACGGAGAUCUGCAAUUAUAGCUAUUCCAGCAGCAUCCUGUCCAUCCGGCUGAACCGGCAGAGGCUGAUCGUUUGCCUGGAGGAGUCUAUUUAUAUUCAUAACAUUAAGGACAUGAAGCUUUUGAAGACUAUCCUAGAUACACCUCCAAAUGCAACAGGUAAGCCAAUGAGCCUGGAUCAAAGAGAGAAAAAACAACUGGCCAGGCAUUCUGCAGACAGCAGCAGAGAUCAGAGCCUUACCGCGAGCAGCCGAGACAACCCACUGUUUAUGCUAGCAGCGAGACUCCAGAAGUGCAAGGAAGGUUUAUGUGCACUUUCUAUCAACCAUUCCAACUCCUACUUGGCGUACCCUGGCAGCACGACGACUGGGGAAAUCGUGCUUUAUGACGGAAAUCAUUUGAAACCUGUCUGCACAAUCCCUGCCCACGACGGGCCCCUGGCUGCGCUUACCUUCAACUCAGCUGGAUCGAAGCUGGCGAGCGCUUCAGAGAAAGGCACCGUCAUCCGUGUGUUCUCCGUGCCUGAAGGGCAAAAGCUCUAUGAAUUCAGGAGAGGAAUGAAGAGGUAUGUGAACAUCAGCUCUCUCGUGUUCAGCAUGGACUCGCAGUUCCUCUGUGCUUCGAGCAACACUGAGACUGUGCACAUCUUUAAACUGGAACAUCUCACAGACAGCCGGCCAGAAGAGCCUCCAACUUGGGGCGGUUACAUGGGGAAGAUGUUCAUGGCAGCUACCAACUACCUCCCUGCUCAAGUGUCAGGCAUGAUGAGCCAGGACCGAGCCUUUGCCACCGUGCGUUUGAACUUCUCGGGACAAAGGAACAUCUGUGUGCUCUCCACGAUCCAGAAGCUGCCUCGACUGUUGGUUACCACAUCAGAUGGACACCUUUAUAUCUACAAUCUGGACCCUCAAGAUGGAGGACAGUGCAUCUUAAUUAAGAAACACAGUCUGCUCGGGCCAAGGAAGAUGGAAGAGAACAAAGAAAAUGACCUCCGGCCUCCAUUACCUCAGUCCUACGCAGCAACAGUAGCCAGACAGAGUAUGACGCCUUCGACCUCGUCCAUGCCAGGUUACUCAGAAGAUGGGGGUGCCCUGAGAGGAGAGGUUAUCCCAGAGCAUGAGUUUGCAACAGGACCCGUGUGCCUUGAUGAUGAGAAUGAGUUCCCUCCUAUAAACUUGUGCCGUGGAAGUCAUUCGGGCAAAGUGAAGAGGUCAUGAUGAGAAGCACGUGUCAGCAUUCGGGACAGCGCUGGGAGGUGGUUUGGAAAAGCCAGGAAUGUGGAAGAACGCAUUUGUGAGUGCCCCCGGGGGGAACGGUCCGAGCUGCUCUGUUCCCUUUACUACGGUCCGAUCGAGUGAUUAUUACCUGCCCCCGCUGGCCCUUUGUGUGAAGUGGUAUAUGGGUGUGGUAUAAACGUACUGUAUGCACAUUGCUAUAUUUAACAAAUGAUAUCUUAGAACCACAGUGUAAAUGCUAACUUAACUAGAUUUCUAUGUAACCUGAAUUUUAUAUACAUCGAUUUCCUCUUUUCUAAUUUAAGCUGUUUCAUGUGUAUAAAUGUACCGAUAGGAAAGUCUAUUAAACUAUAUCUUUGUACAGUAUAUACAUAGUAUUCUACCCGUGCAAAAUAUUUUUUGCAGUGGUAUUGGGGAAGUCACAACUUACUCCAUUUGAAUUCUACUGGAAGACUAGUAAUAAAGUUGUCAUGUGUCAGCCGC